This is a messenger RNA of Colletotrichum truncatum, 1866 nucleotides long. Its product is annotated as C6 zinc finger transcription factor. Gene Ontology annotation, biological process: regulation of DNA-templated transcription. Gene Ontology annotation, molecular function: DNA-binding transcription factor activity, RNA polymerase II-specific; zinc ion binding. The record is from RefSeq and is a predicted model, not a curated record. Lineage: Eukaryota; Fungi; Ascomycota; Sordariomycetes; Glomerellales; Glomerellaceae.
AUGAGGGGAUAUUCUCGACAUGGGACCCAACUUGUGAAAGGGGGCAUUCAAUGCCGGUUUUCCCGUAGCUUUGGGGGAGUAAACGGCCCCCAAAACACAGCCCCCAACGGGAAAGGGUUGACGCAUCGCCUUGGUCUGCCUCAACAUGUCUCCAGUUCCCACACUGAGUCAAAAGAGCCUCCAACAGUGAGGGAUUUUCGAGGCGGACCAGAGUUCCCCACGAUUAGAUAUCCAACAACCGCGUUAUCUCGAUCCAAAAUCUCAAUCAUGGUAUUCUCCGGCCGGCCGUCAGACGCGUGCUACCCCUGUCGAAAGGGAAGACUAAGGUGCGACCGCCUGCAGCCCGGAUGCACCCAAUGCUCCCGCAAAGACAUCAAAUGCCCUGGUUACAGGGAUCUUUCGGACUUCUACUUUAGGGACGAGACCGCCAAUGCGGCCUUCAAAGUCCAGAAUCGGAAGCCGAGGAGGCGCUUGCCGGUCAAGGCAAGGCUGCAGACACCGGCAGACGCACAAUCUACUAUGCAGAACCAGACAGUCGCUUCGACGUUGGCAGUAAGAACGAAAGCGGUGCCAGUCGCUCAUCAGAAUACUGGUAGAUUGAUGGGAGCCAUUACCUCUUUUAGAUCUUCCGCCGAGCCACCCCCGGACGUUGCUAUGGUUCGAUAUCGAAACGUUUCCCAGUCUAUUGAGGGCCUGGCCCGCACGUAUUUCAUGGCUGACUAUAUCUCCUCGUCUCCAUUCGACUACCUACCUCAACUUUGUCCACAUGGGCUAAACGAGAACAACGCCAUGUCAGCGGCACUAUCAGCCACGUCCUUCGCUGGUCUCUCGCUGAAGUUAUCAGAUGCGAAACUCAUGAAGCAGGCUCGGACUCACUAUGCCAUGGCCUUAUAUCAGACUAAUCAGGCUCUCAGCUCUGCAGAACUUGCCGUAAGGGACUCAACUCUAGCCGCUGUCCUUUUGCUGGGUCUGUUUGAAGCCAUGGUCUUCACAGGUCGGCAGUCUAUUGAGAGUUGGAACGCUCACACUAUUGGGGCCGUGGAGCUUCUCCGCCUACGUGGGACCCAGCAGCUGCAAACACCUCUUGGCCGUAAGCUGUUUGUCCACGCGAGUGGCAAUAUCCGUACUAGCUGUGCGCACACCAAGACACCUGUUCCGGCCCGGUUCCUCAAACUCUACGAGCAGGCAAGACCUUACUUGGACCUAGGAGACCCUAUUUUACAGGUGGCCCCGAUUAUCGAUCGAGUUGCGAGUCUGAGGGCUAGGGUAGCACAGGCCAACGACCAAUACAAACGAGAGCUGGUGAUGGAAGCACUGGACUUAGAUGCCGACACAGUUAGGCUAGGCCAAAGCGUUCCCGAGGGUUGGAAGUUCACUGCGAGACUUCCAGAAGAAAGCUCUCCAAUGACGUACAAGGGCAUAUCACUCCGGUACCCCUCACUGGAGGCUGUUCGAUACUGGAACGGACUACGGAUUGUUCGAAUGUUUCUCAACGAUUUAAUAUGGAAUCAAUCUUCUCUCGUAUUAAACCAGGGUCCUGACCUUGAUGACGACACCGACUACGAGGAACUCCAGAUAUCAACAUCGAGAAAUAUGUCGACACUAAUCAUUGAAGUACUGGCUAGCUGUGGCGAAUACAUUGAGCCCUCUGAGCAGCGCUUUUCGGUCACAGCAAGAUGUCUAAUCUGGCCCCUGUCAGUCAUUUCAGAGGUCUCCUUGACGCCCCCUGAUGCACGGCAGUUUGCUAUUGACUGCCUGAGCCGCUUAAGUGAGGACUGCAGUCUUCCCAAGGCUAUCGAGACAACAGGCAAAGCCCAGGGAUCCCAGGAAACAGACUGGUAUGUAUCACCCCUGUUGACUUAUUAA